AUGUCGAAUGUAGACAUCGCCAAAUAUGGGGACGACAUUGGGGUGUCAUACCUGGCGGGCUAUAUCAUUCUGUCUUAUGUAGUAAGCACCAUGGGCUGCGCAACAACAUUGGAACUUCUUCAUCGACGGACAUCGGGGUCGGGGCUGUACAACUGGUAUCUGUUACUGACGUCCUCGGUCACCAUGGGUGGCAUUGGCAUUUGGUGUAUGCAUUUCAUCGGAAACCGAGCGAUUGUUCUGGGCGAUGGGCUUCCCAGCAUUCAAAUUCUUUACAGCGUAACUUUCACGGGUAUCUCGUUUAUAUUGCCCGUGGUGGUGUUGCUGGUAGCCUUCUACGCCAUUGGGACUAGCGAGAAAGCCGGAUAUCUCCGCAUCUUCAUGGGCGGAUUGCUGACCGGCAGUUCGGUCUGUGGUAUGCAUUACGUGGGCCAGCUUGGUAUCGCCAAUUAUCGAUGCACUUAUCACCCGGCAAAUGUCGUUGGAGCCGCUAUCAUCGCCGUCUUCGCCAGUACCACCGCUUUGACGGUCUUCUUUCGAUGGAGGGCGACUUGGACGGAUAGCUGGUGGAGGCGUGGUCUCUGUGGCUGCAUUCUCGCCGUUGCUGUUUCGGGGAUGCAUUGGACAGCAGCUGUCGGGACAAUGUACAAGGAUUACAACCCAGCUAUCCGCCGUGGCGCUCAAUUGUCUCGAAGCCAGACUGUGAUCAUCUGUGCUGUCCUGGCAUGCGUGGCUUGCGGCGUCUUAUCACAGCUAGUCUUGACUUGUGCCUUCUUCGACUCUGAAGGUCGAAUCAUGGUGACACCGCAUGCGCUGCUUCCUAGCCGGAAAAUCGUCGAUCGUUACAUUGGCCGGACAUUCAACGACGAUGACCUUACCCGAACCCAUCCCGCCUUUCUCUGGGCAUUCCGAGCAAGUAGGAACUGGCCAUUGGUCAAGGACCUUAUCCCCUUUAUGAGAACACGUAUCGAGUCGGAUCAGACCAUGAUGCAACACUACGUCUCUAAGGGCGUUGUUUCGGAUCAGGAUACGGAGCUGCAGCCAGACUUUGAUGAUAUAUUCAAGCGUCACUUCUGCGUGGCUGCUCAGGAACUUGCUGAUGAGGUUCGACAGCCGUUGCCAGAUCUGGGGAUGCUAUAUGAUGAUGUGUUGGCUACGUCUGCCCCGUAUUCGCGUUUCUCUCGCGCCAUGGGAUAUUCUCGGCUCCGUGCCGGAAAAGGUCAGCUACUAUUUACAGUGCGCCAACUUAAGAAGCAGGAAGCCUCCCGUUUGGCCUCAGCAGGGUUCCGAUUCACAAGCAUUGAGAACGUUACCGACAUCCUGUCUCGUCGAAUCCAUGUCCCCACAUCAUGCUUGGGGGUUCACCUCCGAGACAUGCGGGAUUACGCCACGUCUGGCCGGAAUUUCGAGUCAGGCGUGCACCUUAUUUCGUUCGUCAUGCGUCCUACAAUCCACGACCAUUUCGAGGUUCUCACCGCGAAGGGUACUGGCAACCCACUGCCGUCAUCGACUUUGUUGACUCAGCAGCGACUACAAAUUCAACACCUGGAGCUGAUAACUCACAUGGAGGGAUGGGCCAUAUCGACAUGCUUGAAUUGGCUGAAGUCCGACGCUGCGCUAUUAUACAAGGAUCUUGACGAGUUUCGUGAGCAAUUGGUCCGAGCAAUGAUGAAGCUGUCCUCUUCCCUACCAACCGAUGUCAGUGCAGCGUCCAAGUUUUCGGCACGCCCUCUCAUCGCGCCGUGUCGUAGCCCAGACAUGCCCGCUCGACAGGACUGCAUUCUCCUACCGUUCUGUGCCGUGGCGUCCUUGGACACGAAGGUUUCGAACCCGGAUUACACCUUCACUCCACUUCGACUUUUCCGCGUGCAGCAGCAAGUAAACGACGGCAUAUCCGACUCUGGUGGCUUCGCCAAAGAAAUAAACCAGGAACUAUUUUAUUCGAACGUCCUCUCUAGCACAGACACCGCUACAGACUCGGACCCUACUUCUCCUACUCGAUCCAAGUUCCGAUUCUGGCAGAAAAAAAAUCCCAUGAAUGGGGUUCGAACCGUUUCGCAGGAAUCACUCACCAACAAGCGGAUGCCCGAGAUCAUGGUUCGUCGGGAAGUCAAAGUGGAUGUGUCGAAACUCGCAGAGCCCGCCGUCAAGUCUUCCAUGGGAAGUACUUCUUCGCACACGACUGUGACUGCCGGUGAAAUGGCAUCCCACACCUACGUCGACGAACUUUACAACCUUUGUUACUCGCCGGGAGUACGUUUACGGCCUGAUCCAGAAUACCUGCGUGCAUUAUCUCUCACCUGA
Molecule: messenger RNA, 2301 nt
Organism: Aspergillus tanneri
Lineage: Eukaryota; Fungi; Ascomycota; Eurotiomycetes; Eurotiales; Aspergillaceae
Exons: 5
Coding region: 1-2301 (766 amino acids)
Source: RefSeq, a predicted model, not a curated record